AGACUCGGUGACACCAUGUCCUCACCUUUCUGUGUCCAGGUGUUUUUUGACAUCACAGUGGACGGACACGAGGUGGGACGCAUCGUGAUCGGGCUGUUUGGAGAUGUCGUCCCUCGCACCGUCAAAAACUUUGUCGCUCUGGCAACUGGAGAGAAAGGUUACGGCUACAAAGGAACCAAGUUCCAUCGAGUGAUCAAAGACUUCAUGAUCCAGGGAGGAGACUUCACCCGCGGCGAUGGGACCGGAGGCCACAGCAUCUACGGGACGACGUUCGCGGAUGAAAACUUCAAACUCAAGCACAUGGGAGCCAGCUGGGUCAGUAUGGCAAACGCCGGGCCGGAUACUAACGGAUCGCAGUUCUUCAUCCUGGCUGCCAAGGCGCCGUGGUUGGAUGGGAAACACGUGGUGUUUGGCAAAGUUCUGGAUGGGAUGGCCGUGGUCCACACCAUCGAGCUGCAGGACACCAACGACAGGAACCUGCCGUACACGGAGUGCAUGAUCGUCAACAGCGGCCGGAUUCCCGUCAAAGAACCGUUUGUCGUGGAGGUGGACGGCUGGUAAAGUUGUUCAGAGCGACAAACUCGUAUCUAAAAUUCAUAUCUUUGGAAUCAGUUGCAUUUGCCAAAAAUCACACGUCCGAUGAAAUGCUUUGCUAAUCCACAAAAAAAAAAAAUCUAAAAUAUUCAAAAUGUUUACUUCGUAUAUUUAGU
Messenger RNA from Cynoglossus semilaevis (tongue sole), 710 nucleotides. RefSeq names its product peptidylprolyl isomerase C (gene ppic). Bases 16 to 561 code for a protein of 181 amino acids. Gene Ontology annotation, biological process: protein peptidyl-prolyl isomerization; protein folding. Gene Ontology annotation, cellular component: intracellular membrane-bounded organelle; cytoplasm. Gene Ontology annotation, molecular function: cyclosporin A binding; peptidyl-prolyl cis-trans isomerase activity. The record is from RefSeq and is a predicted model, not a curated record. Lineage: Eukaryota; Metazoa; Chordata; Actinopteri; Pleuronectiformes; Cynoglossidae. The transcript is spliced from 5 exons.